CAUUAAUUCUCAUCAGGCUAACAUCUCUAAGGCAUUCAGUGCCAACAAAAAAUUACUGGAAAAAAACAUUAACAAAAAAAAAAGAAAACUCACAGAAAUGGAUUGGAGGAGGUGCCUUUGGAGACGAAAUCAAGAUUUAUUGCUUUUUGGAUUUUUAAUUUUAGUACUGUCUGCAUCCACAGCAGUCUCCACUGCUGCUACUACCAUUUCAACCAGCUCAUCCACAGCUUCUUCUGUCUCUAAUUUACAAUUGAUACAUGUUACCAUUAAUUUCACCCUGACGAAUGUGCAAUAUGUAGCCAACCUUAACGAUAAAAACAACGUGGCAUUGAAUAUCACGUCUCAGGUGGAAAAAGUCCUUCAAAACAGCUCUUUGGCUCCAGUCUUUACAAGCUGCCAUUCUGUAUCCUAUAGCCCAGGUCCCAACAACAGUACGAAAGCUGUCCUCAGCUGCUUAUUCAAGAAUGACUCAUCUCCACAUUUCGAUAGAUAUAUCAUCUAUCAGCUGCUUGAUAGCAAAACUCAAAAUACAACAAAGUUGGGACCAUAUACAAUGGAGCCAAAAAGUCUUUAUGUGAACAAUUAUGGGGGACAGUCAUCUACAAGUAAGUUCAAUAUGACUGUAAAAAAAGUGUAAUUUCAUCAAACAAGAAUUGCAUACACUAGAAAGUAAAAGUUAAUUGUAACAGUAUUUUCAGAACAUUAAGUGGUAACUGAGGCAGAGGACUAUACACUCACGAGUUUUAUGUGAAACAGGGAAAGAUAUAUCAAAGUGUGAAGAACCAGCUUAUAGUGCACGGAUGGCUCAAUACACUUCUUUAAAGUACUCCUACCUCUGAAACAUAUUCUAUGCUAUUUAGUGGUUGUAUAUUAGUGUAUUCACCCUGCGAUGCACUGUUGCCAUCUGCAGGGAUUGUUCCUGUGCUGUAUGAGUACUGGGAUAGGCUCUAGCUUCCUUGUGGUCCUGCUCAGGAUAAGUGGGUGUGGAAAAUUGAUGGGUGGGUGGAUGGUACUCCUAUUGGAAUUUGGCUUCCUAUGUCUUAAGGCUUACAUAAAAAACUAGAAUCCAUACCUCAGCCAAACCAUGGAAGUAUCCA
Messenger RNA from Erpetoichthys calabaricus (reedfish), 1097 nucleotides. RefSeq names its product mucin-16-like. Lineage: Eukaryota; Metazoa; Chordata; Cladistia; Polypteriformes; Polypteridae. The transcript has 6 exons. Bases 98 to 637 code for a protein of 179 amino acids. The record is from RefSeq and is a predicted model, not a curated record.